AUGGAACUAGAUGACAUUUUACCACCUCUCCCUUUGGAGCCACCUAACGAUUUUGGCAGAGAUGAGGGCAGAGCACCUCCACCACCUCCCCUGCAAACGUCCAGUGACGCAGAGGUAAUGGACGUUAGCUCUGGUGGUGAUGGAUACAUAUGCAUCCCAGGGGAUGGGGAAGCAAAACCACAAGAGCCCCUCAAUAUUACUACAAUUGCUUUCUGUAGUGAGCCCUCGUAUGAGGCUAGUUACUCCAACUCAUUGUGUCCCAGAACAGCUCGUCACGCUCCCCCUUCAACCAAGUUCCGACCAGAUAUCAAGCUGCUCAGGGAUGUUCAGGUUCGUGUUAGCUUCACUGAAAGCAGCUGUAGCAAAGACAGGAAGGUUUUGUAUACAGGUGAAGGGCAAGAUAGAGGCAGCGAUGAUGGGUUAGAUCAUUUGAAUGGUGAGUUGAAUUUCUUUUCGAGUGAUCAGGAAGUUGCUGAAGGUAGUUCAGGAACAGCACACGGAGCAGGUAGGGUUGAAGAGAAUGACAUAGACACUGAGAACAAAGUAGAGUAUGCUGUCCUGGAUGAGUUGGAUGACUUCUGUGAGAAUUUCAUGGAGAAUGAAGAUGAAGAAAAUGGCGGCUUUAAAUCCGAGGUCAUAGUUCAGCAGGAGCAAACCUACGACGAGUCCAUGGCUUACACAUUUGAGGAGGAAUUCGACAACGAUGUUGAUGCUCUUCUAGAGGAGGGCAUGCCGGUCCCCAAAAAGAUGCGUCCAGCAGAGGACAAAUAUGAUGGCGACAGUGAUCACCACUCAGAUGGAGAAGGUGUUCAACCAAUGAUGACCAAAAUUAAAACAGUCUUGAAAAGCCGGGGACGUCCACCCACUGAGCCACUUCCGGAUGGAUGGAUCAUGACAUUCCACAACUCAGGCAUUCCAGUCUACCUGCACAGAGAGACCAGAGUAGUAACUUGGUCUAGGCCCUACUUCCUUGGAACAGGCAGCAUCCGAAAACAUGAUCCUCCAACUAGCAGCAUCCCCUGCUUACACUAUAAAAAGAUGAAGGAACAUGAGGAGAAGGAACUGAAUGGCGAGGUAGAUCUUCAAGCAGAAAAGUCUCCUGUUAAACCCACCAAUGAGGCAAAUGGUGACGACCCUGUUGAAAAUUCUGACAACGUAGCUGAGGUACAUGAUAACGUGCCAGCCUUCAAUCCUAUCGAUGGUGGCUUAGUGGAUGAGGGCAUCCCCAACCACUGUCAGCCCAACAAAGAGGCCCAACCAUGCGACAUUGCUCAAGGAGCCCUUGGACAAGUCAGGGCCAAAGUGGAAGUUUGCAAGGAUGAGUCUAUUGAACUUGAAGAAUUUCGCCUAUACCUGGAAAAGUGUUUUGACUUUGAACAAGUAACAGUGAAGAAGUUCCGAACUUGGGCUGAGCGAAGGCAGUUUAACAGAGACAUGAAGCGGAAACAGGCAGAAUCAGAGCGGCCUAUCCUUCCAGCAAACCAGAAACUCAUUACACUGUCUGUUCAAGAUGCCCCCACUAAGAAAGAAUUUGUCAUCAAUCCCAAUGGGAAGUCUGAAGUUUGCAUCUUACAUGAAUACAUGCAGCGUGUCCUAAAGGUUCGACCUGUUUACAACUUUUUUGAAUGUGAGAAUCCAAGUGAACCCUUUGGCGCCUCAGUCAUUAUAGAUGGAGUCACCUACGGCACAGGGACUGCUAGUAGUAAAAAACUUGCCAAGAAUAAAGCUGCAAGAGCCACACUGGAAAUUCUUAUUCCUGACUUUGUGAAGCAGACCUCUGAGGAAAAGCCUGUUGAGGCAGAUGAACUUGAGUAUUUUAACCAUAUCAGUAUAGAAGACUCAAGAGUAUAUGAGCUGACCAACAAAGCAGGGCUUCUUUCACCUUACCAGAUCCUUCAUGAGUGCCUUAAAAGAAAUCACGGAAUGGGAGACACUAGCAUAAAAUUUGAGGUGAUACCAGGGAAGAAUCAGAAGAGUGAAUAUGUGAUGACUUGUGGGAAGCAUACCGUGCGUGGCUGGUGCAAGAAUAAGAGAGUUGGCAAACAAUUGGCAUCUCAGAAGAUCUUACAAAUGCUUCAUCCUCAUGUGAAGAACUGGGGCUCACUGCUGCGAAUGUAUGGUCGGGAGAGUAAUAAGAUGGUCAAAAAGGAGAGCUCUGACAAGAGUGUGAUUGAGCUGCAGCAGUUUGCUAAAAAGAACAAACCAAACCUUCAUAUCUUGAACAAACUUCAAGAAGAGAUGAGGAAACUGGCCGCACAAAGGGAGGAAACUAGAAAGAAACCCAAGAUGACCAUCAUGGAAUCUGCCCAGCCAGGAAGUGAACCUCUCUGCACUGUUGAUGUUUAA
Molecule: messenger RNA, 2346 nt
Organism: Nerophis lumbriciformis (worm pipefish)
Lineage: Eukaryota; Metazoa; Chordata; Actinopteri; Syngnathiformes; Syngnathidae
Source: RefSeq, a predicted model, not a curated record